Messenger RNA from Gymnogyps californianus (California condor), 4893 nucleotides. Its product is annotated as centrosome-associated protein CEP250-like. The record is from RefSeq and is a predicted model, not a curated record. Gene Ontology annotation, biological process: cilium assembly. The coding region runs from base 379 to 4710 and encodes 1443 amino acids. The transcript has 18 exons. NCBI's taxonomy places the organism in Eukaryota, Metazoa, Chordata, Aves, Accipitriformes, Cathartidae.
GACUCCCCAGGGCGGGCUUUUUGCCCCCAACGUUCUCCGGGGCCCUUAACGGUCUCUGAGCAGAACUCGCUGGAGCAAAGCGCUGCCGGGGCGGCCUCUCCCCCGCGGCAGCACCGCAGCCCGGCGCGGCACCGUCAGCGAGGAGCGAGGAGCGAGAAGCGAGGAGCGAGAAGGGAAGCGCUGCCCCAGAGCGGCCCCGAGCGAGCCCGGCUCUCCCGCCCCGCGGCCCGGCUCCCGGUCGCGCCCGGCGGGCAGGGUGAGCCGCUCCGCCCGCCCCGGCAGGCGCCCGGCCGCGGCCCGGGGCCGCCUGAGCGCGGUCCGCCGGGGCAGGCCGCGGAGCAGCCCCCGCCGCGGGGCCUGUCAGGCGGCGGAGCGGACAUGGAGAGCGGGGGCAUGGCGGCGCGGAGCCAGGCCUCCCUGCGGCGCCGGCUGCAGAGCUCGCAGGAGGCGCAGCACCGGCAAGCGGUGCUGGUGCGGAAGCUGCAGGCGAAGGUCCUGCAGUACCGGACUUGGUGUCGAGAGUUGGAGCAGCAGCUGGAAGCAGGAGGGGGAUCCCUUCCAGGCAGGCGGGAAGCCACAGAAGACCACAGCCUGAAGAAAGCACUGCUUCAGUCGGAAGAGGAGCAGCAAAGGUGUGAGAAUCUGGCAGAAGUGAACGCUUUCCUGUGGGAGCACCUUGAUAAAGCGAAUGAGGUUAAUUCAGCCCUCAAAGAAGAUGUUGGAAAACUGACGGCGGAUUGGAUGAGGGCCCGGGAGGAGCUGGAAUUGAAGGAGAGUGAAUGGCGCGGUGAACGUGAGCUUUCUGACAACUACUUAAGGGGUGCACGUAACCGUCUGCUCAGCCUGUGGCGUCAGGUGGUAACCUUCCGCCGUCAUUUCCUGGAAAUGAAGACCGCCACUGACCGAGAUUUGUCAGAGCUGAAGGCAGAGCAACGGAGGCUUUCUGGAUCGGUACUUGUAAGCUGCUCCCGCCUGAACUCUGCCGUACGGCUCCGGGAGUCCGUCAGUCUGGGUAGACCUGUCCUGAAGGAUCAGGCACAGCAGGAGGCGGAAGAGGAAAUAAGCCAGAAGACUUGGGAAGCGAUGCACUUACAAGUCAAGGGGGACCUGGAGAAGAAGGAGCUUCAGGAGAGGCUGAAGGACUUAGGUGCGCUUGAAGGAAAACAUGCAUUAUUACAGAGUGAGUUGGUAGUCGCAGGAGAGACACUGGAGGAAUCGCACCUUCAGAGGGAUCUGCUGAAGCAAGAGAAACAUGAGCUUACCAUGGCACUGGAAAAGGCAGAGCAGGCAGUAGCAGAGUUGUCAGAGGCUCAGAAUAAGCUGAGCGCUGAAGCAGCUGAUCUACGUGUUGCAACCGCAAAGAUGAGCAGUAUGAAUGAAGCCCUUGCGUUGGAUAAAGUGCAACUGGGCAAACUUGUGUUGCAGCUGGAGCAAGAGAAUGAAGUUCUGUCAGGCAAAGUGGACGAGAUGGAGAGAGCAAAGAUCUCUGACCAGGAGAAGCUGACCGUGUGUGAACGAACAAAUGAAGAGCUCAGCGCAGAGAAAGCCCACCUGGAGCAGCUGCUGAAGAAAGCAGAGGAGCACCAGGAGGGGCUGCAGGUAGAGCUGAGGAUACUGGCAGAGGAGAAGGCAGAAACCCAAGAGAAGCUCAGUCAGGUUUACCGCCAGCAAGAGUCGGCUAGCAGUGGUCUGGAGCAGCUGCGCCAGGAGUCCUCUCGCCAAGGGCAUGCGCUGGCCAAGGUGUGCAAGGAGAAGGAAUUGCUGGUGCACGAGAAGGCUGCCCUAGAGGUGCGACUGGCAGCCGUGGAGCGGGACAGACAAGGCCUUUCAGAGCAGCUGGCAGAGGCCAGGUCGGCGAAGGAGACCCUGGAAUCCCGCCUGUUUGAGGCUCAGCAGCACUUAUCUCAGUUGGAGAUCGCCGGGAGUCAGCUUGAAAUCCAACUUCACACCGUCACGCAGGCCAAGGAGGUGAUCCAAGGGGAAGUGAAGUGCCUUCAAUGUGAGCUGGAAGCGGAGAGGUCUCUGAUGAGGCAGGAACGGGAAAACAUGGCACAACGGCUCUUGCGGACAGAACAGCAGUGUGACAAUACCCUGAGACUUCAGCAAACUGGUCACGAAGUGGAAAUAAGCAAGCUCCUGCAAGACCUGGCAAGCGAGCGGGAAGGGCACCAUUCAGAGGUCCAGGAGAUGCUGCAGCAAUGGGAAAAGGAGAAGGCAGAGACAGAAAGGGAGCACGAGAAGAAGCUGUUUGAUAUGAAGCAGGAAAUUGCUACCAUGCAGGCUCAACAAGAAGAGGAACGAACUAGAGUCGAAAAUGCCAAGCAAGAGGUCGCAUCACAAGUGAGAAAUCUGCAGGUGGAUCUUGAUCAUAUGAAAGGAAACUUGAAGGAGAAAAACUUAGAGCUUAUGUCUCGGACUCUGCAGAUCCAAGAACUGGAAAUGGAGAGGGAACAGGUGAAAUCUCUGCACGCAAGCCUUGAGCACCUGAGGGCAGCUCUUAAGGACAGAGAGAGUGAGUGUGACUCUCAAAGGGAUCAGUUAAGCCUCUUGCAGCGGUACAAGGAACAGCAAGAGGGGUACUUGCAAGAGCUUCAUGGUAAAGUAGAAAAGAUGACACUUGCUUUAUCUAAAAAAGAUCAAGAGCUUGAGUCCCAACAAAAGCAAAUCCAGGAAGCUGAAGAAGUCAUGGCACUGCAGUUGAGGACUGUCCGUCACCAACUGGAGCAGACCUUCGAAGCCUUAAAAGAAAAGGACAGGCUCCUGGACAUCCAAAAGCAACAAACACGGAGCUAUGAGGAAAAAACAGAAGAACGGAUGAGUGUCUUACGCAGAGACUUAGAAUACACUACGGCAAUACUGAAAGAAAAGGAUUUCAUGAUUGAAUCUCAGAAGGAACUGAUUGAGACCUUCCAAAAACAAGAACAAGACUCGGAACAGCAGAAGGAAAUCCUGCAACGUCUUGAAGUGGCACUAAAGGAAAAAGAGCAAGAAAUUGUAUCCCUUAGAAAGCAAUGUGAGGCAUGCAAGGAACAGGAGGAAAAACAUGAAGCCGAGCAAACAAAUCUUCAAGCAACAAAACUGACUCUGAAAGAAAGAGAAAAAACGAUCGGGGUUCUGGAGGAGGCUAUCUCUAAGCUUCAACAGCAAAAGGAGGAGGCAGCGAUGCAGACUAAAGCUAUACUGCAAAAACUAGAACACGCUGCAUCUUCUCUAGAAGCUAGAGAUCAAGAGAUCGUGUCUUUGCAAGAGCAUGUCCAGGACCUUCGAGAGCAGAAGGAGUUCGAAGGCAAGCAGGCCAAGAGUCUAGAGCGGGAUCUAGACAAAAUGAGCCAAAUCCUGAAGGAGAACCAUUUGGAGUUCCUCAAGCAGACAGAGCAAAUGAACAUGUUCCGGCUUCGUGAAGAGAGCAUGAAAGUAGCACUAACCUCAUGCCAGAAGCAAGUGAAUCUGCUUGAGGACGUGGUGAAGAAGAGAGAGGAAGACAAUGAGACUCUUAUGCAGAAACUCCAGCGCCAAGAAGAAGAACUGAGGACCUUGCAGAAUCUCCAGCUUAGGCUAACCAAGACGAAUGAAGAGGUUAGACAUCACAGAGAGCAAGAGAAGCUCCUAGAAGCAGCCUUGCAUGAGAGGGAACAAGAGACCAAGGCUGAAGGUGAGCAAAAAGAGUUAGAAGAGGAAAGAAGAGCUCUUCGGGAAGACCUCCGGCACGUUCAGCAAAGGCUGACAAAGAAGGAUGAAGAGAUCAAGUACCAGAGAGACAGAGUCGGGUAUUUAGAGAAGACUCUGGCAGGGAGAGAACAAGAGCUUAGGAGGCAGAGUGAACUCCUGAAACAAAUAACAUCGGCUUUGCGAUGGAAAGACGGAGGGGAGACCCUACAGAAACAAAUCCAGAAACUCCGAAAAUGGGAGGAAGAGGAAGCAGAGAAGAGGAGAGUUCUCCAGGAGAGAGACCGUUCCUUGCAAAGGCAGAAGGAGCUAACCCAACAACUGGAAGAUGAGCGGAAAGCAAAGGGGGAAGAGUUGGAGCGUGCGAUUGCUAUUUUGAAGCAGACUGAAAGCGGAGAAGUCAAAUGGAAAGAGAAGGCACAAGCACUGACUCUCGCCCUUACCAAGAGUGAAAUGGCCAAUGGCACUUUGAGGGAAGAAGUAGCCGUCCUGCAGAGUGUGGUUUCAGAGAGGGACACGGACCGGUUUCAUCAUCAGCAGGCUAUUGCAGAAGGGGAGCAGCUCUCGUGGCUCUCGGAGAAGAGACUCCUGUCGCAGCGGCUGGAACAUCUGCAGCGAGCAGUUGCAAGGCUGGAACUUGAGAAGACUGAGGUGAAGCAACUCAAUGCUGAGCUCAGGAGGACUCUUGAGCAGGUGGAACGUGAACGGAGGAGACUGAAGAGAUACUGUAGUGGUCGGUCGCUGCCAGAUGCAUGCGGAUUUUCUCUCUCCGACCAGCACAAGGUGCCUGCUUCUCGACGGGAGGAGUCUCACACGCGCUGCAGUCGUCGAUUAGCUGAGUUGCAGAACCAGGUGUCCCUUCUGCAGACGCAGCUGGCGCAAGAACGCAAAUGCAAGCAGGACUACAUUGAGUGCUGUGCAAAGACCAGCCAGGAGCUGUCAGACCUUCACCGAGAGCUGUCUUGCUCCUUAGCAGCUGUGGUCAGGGAGCCCGAAGCUGCUGUUCUGGAGGCAGAGACUCGGAAGCUGGCUCAGCCUCUCUGAGCCUUCUUUUCCUGUAGAGGAGCAGCUGCAGCAUCACGGGGUUCCUGUCUCGUGCCCUUCCCAGGAAUGCAUUAUGUUUUGCUGUGGGAAACGGGCUGCGUUUGUUCUCUUUGCCUUUGCAAGCAUCUCCUAGUGACGGUGGUUUUUUUGAAGUUUUUUUGAAUAAAAGGAAUUGUGCAGGAC